This is a messenger RNA of Acaulospora colombiana, 124 nucleotides long. The record is from the annotation of a GenBank genome assembly. NCBI's taxonomy places the organism in Eukaryota, Fungi, Glomeromycota, Glomeromycetes, Diversisporales, Acaulosporaceae.
AUGUCAAACAUCUAUGACCUCUUCACUAAAGAUCCAGAAAUAGAAGCUAGAGCGGGACGCGUCCUUCCUACAUAUGAGGAUAAUGGAGAGAUAGUUGCUUAUUUCAAAGAACUCUUAAAGCCUG